AUGGCUCGGGCCACAUCUGUACCAGAGAGCGCAGGGGCUGCUGAGAUUCCGAAAUCUAAGAGUGCUAUGGAUACUUUGGUGCUGGGAUCGCUUUUCGGGCUCUGGUACCUAUUUAAUAUCUACUUCAAUAUCUACAACAAGCAGGUCCUUAAAGCUUUCCCGUACCCAGUGACAGUCACUUCAGUUCAAUUUGCUGUUGGGACUGUCCUUGUUAUGAUCAUGUGGACAUUCAAUCUCUACAAACGGCCUAAAAUCAGUGGUGCACAGCUUGCAGCAAUCCUUCCAUUGGCCUUGGUUCAUACCUUGGGCAACCUUUUCACCAACAUGAGUCUCGGAAAAGUUGCUGUUUCAUUCACUCAUACAAUUAAAGCUAUGGAGCCUUUCUUCUCAGUUGUCCUCUCAGCUAUGUUCUUAGGAGAGUUUCCUACAAUAUGGGUGGUUGCUUCUCUUUUACCAAUUGUUGGUGGAGUUGGUUUGGCAUCAAUGACUGAGGCUUCUUUUAAUUGGGCUGGUUUUUGGAGUGCGAUGGCCUCAAAUUUGACCAAUCAAUCUAGAAAUGUCCUUAGCAAGAAGUUUAUGGUCAAGAAAGAGGAAUCUUUGGACAACAUCACUCUCUUCUCAAUAAUCACAAUUAUGUCCUUCAUCUUGCUGGCUCCUGCUACUAUAUUUAUGGAAGGAGUUAAGUUUACCCCGUCAUAUCUUCAGAGUGCGGGGUUGAAUAUCAGGCAACUUUACACAAGGUCUCUCAUUGCUGCUCUGUGUUUCCAUGCAUAUCAGCAGGUUUCGUACAUGAUAUUGCAGAGGGUGUCCCCAGUUACCCAUUCUGUGGGCAACUGCGUGAAGAGGGUGGUGGUGAUUGUGACCUCUGUUCUCUUCUUCCGCUCACCAGUUUCACCUAUUAACUCCUUGGGCACUGGCAUAGCCCUUUCUGGAGUGUUCCUGUAUUCAAGAGUGAAGCGUAUUAAGCCAAAGACGGCUUGA
Molecule: messenger RNA, 981 nt
Organism: Fraxinus pennsylvanica
Lineage: Eukaryota; Viridiplantae; Streptophyta; Magnoliopsida; Lamiales; Oleaceae
Source: the annotation of a GenBank genome assembly